Strongylus vulgaris is the source of this 489-nucleotide messenger RNA. The record is from the annotation of a GenBank genome assembly. NCBI's taxonomy places the organism in Eukaryota, Metazoa, Nematoda, Chromadorea, Rhabditida, Strongylidae.
AUGGAAAGGUUCCCAUUCCCUUCGAAAAAUACUGGACGCGGCACUGUGUCUACACAGGCGCAUUUGCAGAUCGUUGGAGGGCGAUGGCGGGUAAUUGACAAACUGGGCGAAGGUGGAAUGGGAGCUGUAUACAAAGUGGAGGAUAAGAAUCGCAAAAGGUUCUAUGCCGCAAUGAAAGUGGAAGACGAUCUUUACGAAGGUGGGGUAUUGAAAUUGGAAGUGUUUAUUCUACAAAAAUUACAAAAGAUGAGGGAUACAGUGAAGCUAUACGACUCUGGAAAACGCGACAAGUACUGGUACGCAUCUUCUUUCAGCUUCAUGGUCAUGACUCUUUGCGGUAAAGAUCUUAUGACCUUAAAAAGGCUAGCCGCGAGACCAUUUUCGGAGUCAACAACACUGCGACUAGCUAUAAGCACUCUUUAUGCCAUUAAACAAGUAGGAGAUAUAAUUUCAGAGUCAACUCCAAUGUCCCAUGAACUCCAAAAAUAA